AACGUUUUGUAUUCAGUUUGUAAGGUGUAUUCCAAUAUAAUUUUACUAGUUUUUUCUACGUGUAAAUAAUUAAAAACGUAUGGGUGUGCCUUUUAAAAAAUAUUUUUGUUGUUAUUUAUUUAAAACAAAUCAAAUCAAAUCAAUAAAUUGUGAUUUUUAAGUAAACAAAUGAAUAACUAGUGUAUGUAACAAAAUACCCAUCAUCAACUAUUUUAUAACUGCAUUACAGAAAUAUCAAGAUGAGGAAUCGAACGUUAACUGGUAAUUUGGCUAUCGUUAUUUAUCUCAUAUCAUUAUUCUGUGUGGUUAUUGCAUUUUCAACAUCCAGUUGGCUCGUAUCCGAUUAUCGGAUAAGAGGGGCAAAAUUUGAUCGUCUUGGAUUAUGGACACAUUGUUUCCGAUCAUUACCAGAUCCUACCGAUGUAUAUCAACGUCGAUUUUUUGUUGGAUGUAGAUGGGUAUUUGAUCCAUUUACUAAGGGAUACGAUGAAAUCCGUGGUUUCUUAAUACCAGGUUUUAUGAUUGCCACACAAUUUUUCUACACGAUUACAUUUAUUUGCGCCUUAAUAUCCGCUGUUUUGGUAUUAAUGUAUUUCCUAUGUUGUUCACCUGAUCAGAAUAAAUUUACACUUUUUGUACGUGGAAUUGGAUUGACUUGUUUAGUUGGAGGUAUCAGUGGCUGUAUAGGUGUCAUUGUCUUCGCAAUAUGGGGUAAUACCGAUGGCUGGAUGCCAGGACACGAAAAUAAUUGGUUCGGCUAUUCAUUUGUUUUAGCAAUUGUCGGUGCUGUUGGCUUUGUUAUUGCAGCUGGUUUAUUUUUGGUUGAAGAAAAUGUCCAAGUUCGUAAACAACGGCACUUUAAAGACUCACAAACCAGAUUCGAAUUAGAACAAGAAUCUAAAGCUUAAUUUUUGUUAAAAGAAUAAUUUAUUGGAAAAUUUAAGGAUAAAAUCCACUAGAAAAUGUGAUAGUAAAACUCACAUUCAGACAUAUUCGAAAAAUUUUUACUUGUUGACAUUUAUAUUUAUAAGUUUAAGUUAAGAGUUUCUCGAAGUCAAUGUCUCAAAAAUUUAUUAUUAAAGACAUAUUUUAUUAUUUUUUAUAUCGCGAUUUUUAUGAAACUUACAAUUUAUUAAUUGUUGUAAAUAUUAAAAUUUUAGUAAUGACAUUUUAUUUUUUAGAUGUAUAUGUAGGUUCGAAAUGAAAGGGCUCUUUUAAAGCGUAAACUCCACUACCAGAAAGUCUUAGCCAUCGUGUCGCUCGCAUUUCCAACUUAAAACACGUACUCCUUAUUUAUAGAAAAGCAUUGUUCUUAAUAAGAAUUAAACAUUGGCUAAAUGAUUUAAGCGAUAUUACUUGAAAUUUCACUUGGAAGCAUUGAUCGAAUACUCCGAUUUUAUCGCUCGAUGAAGUAAAACGCAUACUUUGACUCUUAUUACCGUUAUUUAAACAAAUCCAUUUCGAACACAACUCUUCUAGAUUUGUAAGUUACUUAGUUUUAUUACAAAGUACUCGACGCACAUUCUAUGCUGAUUAUUUGUAGGGAAUUAUUGCACUUCUUCCGCUGAAAAAUAUACAAUUUUAAGAUCAGUUGUGAAUCAUUACUUAAUUUUAACUCCGAUUCGAUGAAACGCUUAACAUAGAAAUUUUCACAGAUUUGUUUCGGAUUUGGCAAUCAUAUCAUUAUUUUGGAAAAGUUUACACUCCAAAAUAAAGCGUAAAACUUUACAGAUAAACUUAUUAAAAGCCAAUCGAUUAAUUAAACGGUAAAUGAUUCGAAAUCAUGGAUUUUGUGUUUAUUUUUCCUGUAUUUUAUGUACAAGCGUAAUUUAAACAAGAGAUUUAUUAUCGCUCGCUUAAAGAUAUGAAAUGCUAAUUCUUUGUUUUCUAUUAUGAGGUCUUUAAUCUCUAUGCUAUAAAAAAAUAUUUUAUUGAUUGAGUCAAUUUUAAAUCCGUGUGAACCAUUUUUGAUGCUCGAAUCAAAAUUUGGUUAUAUUUGCAUAUAGGAAGUAAAUUGAUAAUGACAAAAAUUUAGUGGCCUUUAACACUAAAUUUAAUUAUUAAUGAAAAAUAUAUAAAUAUUUAUACAAAUUCAAGUUAAUAUCUCGAAAAUGUGUUUUAAUAAGUGUACUAUACAAUCGUAUACUCCAUUCAUUCGAAGAUCGCUUUCGUAAACUUGUAAAUUUAUAUGUUUCCAGAGCCGAAUAUAACUUUUGAUUAAUAUCCUAAGUUUUUAUAGAAAGAAGAAAUAAAAAAUGUAAUUUCCAUGACAGCUCACUUCGAUUACAGUUAAUAAGAGCAUUUGCAUUUUUUAAAUAAGACAUUCCAUUUAUCCCAAAUUCCACAAGAGUGAGUACGAUCUUUCAUUGAACGAAGUAUCAAGAAAAAUAUUAAUGUGUUCAUGACGUAAUUGGAAAAUAAAAGAUAUAAGAGUAUAAAUUAAAUUUAAUUAAAUGAUAUGUUAAUUACUAUUUAAAAUUCCGUCCAAACACUGUACAAAUUAAAUGAUUUUUUCUCUUAAUUUUUCUCUUAAUUAGUAGUUAAUAAUAGAAGACAUAGGUGGAUGAACGUGUUGACCAAAAAAAUGCCUAUAGCCUAUAAUUUCGUAUUGGGGCAAAUAUGCUGCUAUAUAACACUAAUUUAGCUGAAAAUUAGAAAAAAAUUAUUUUUAAUCAGUCCAGGCAAAAGGGAAAGUGUUUCCGCUAGUAAUGCAGGCACUUUCAUCCACUAAUGUUUUCAAGAAUAGUUUAAUAAAUUGUUGGAAAGUCAAAUGUUGAAUCUCGUAACGUUUUCUUACUAUACUUUUACAUAUUAAUCCCAUUUAUACCUCGGAGUAUAAAACAAAUAUGGGUCUAAGCUGCCUUAUUUAAGAUAUUAAAAGUUAAUGUUUUAACGAUUUAA
Messenger RNA from Chrysoperla carnea, 2901 nucleotides. RefSeq lists its product as uncharacterized. Gene Ontology annotation, cellular component: septate junction; membrane. The record is from RefSeq and is a predicted model, not a curated record. Gene Ontology annotation, biological process: regulation of tube size, open tracheal system; septate junction assembly. The transcript has 4 exons. NCBI's taxonomy places the organism in Eukaryota, Metazoa, Arthropoda, Insecta, Neuroptera, Chrysopidae. Bases 240 to 908 code for a protein of 222 amino acids.